CUAUUGUGCUCUCCUGUCUUUAGGUUACGUAAUGCCAUAUCUCUUUAGUCAACAUUAUAAGCUUAAAUCAUUUUUGGUUAGUCUUGGCUUUUAUAGUAUGCACGCUAUGUGAGUUUGUAAAAGGUGACAUUGUACUCAGUAAGACUGCAUGUGGUAAGUUCAUUUCAGCAUCACUCGAGGUGGACAGCGCCACUUCUGUGGUGGUGAGGAGGGGGUUGCUCCGCUCUCUCACACAGUGUGCUAUCCCUUGUCCUGCUUGAUCAACAUUUACUUUGCUGUAGUGUGCCCGUAGAAUCAGUUGGAUCGGUGUUGAUCGCAAGAAAAUGACUCGGUUAUCUCACUGUAUUGUUUAGUAAUGACUUAAAGAGCGGACCCAUGGGAAUGUUUUUAAUGCACGGAAUGUUUUUUUGGGUGACAUGUUUCAGUAUCAAAUCAUACUAUUUUCCCCGCUGGUCAAAGUAUUGUACUACAUGAAAGUUGUAUUCAAAUAUGUUGCACCUAGCACGAUGUUUAACUACCUAUUUGUAAAACAAGUUGUGCUGUAAAUUAUUUCAUAAUUUCUACACAGUUCUAAAUUGUUCAUGUUAUCUGGGGUUUUGGACUCUGAGGGCCGCUGUUGAUCAGUGAAAUAAUUUCUGUCCAGUGUUGUCAGUCAGUAGAGUCCCCUCCCCUAUCACUGCGCUUUACUUGAGGAGAGGGGGAGACUGCGCUUCAUUCGAGGCGGGGCGCGACAGAGAGACAUUUGCUCUGAUCUAUGGAUACACGGAGGGGACUUUUGAAAUAGGCUGGAUUAAAAUAAAAGUCAACAAUCUCUGUUCUAUUUGAUCAUCGUUUCUGUGGAUGCGGUAUAAGGAAUAUUCGUGUCUAAUGUAUUAUCCGUUGGCUAUGGUAUUGGAAGGAUUCCUUCAACCUAAAUGCCUAAGAUGGCGUUUGUGUUGUGGACUGCGGUGGCAAGUAUUUAUUUUCCUCCUGUAUAUCAGUCAUGUUGUCAGUGGCCAAAUCCGCUAUUCCAUUCCGGAGGAGAUGAAGAAAGGUUCUCUUAUCGGUAACGUAGCUCAAGACCUGGGGUUAGAUCUGAAAAGGCUCCGAGCGGGCCGAGCCCGUAUCGUGACAGGAGAAAGCAUUCAGUACACAGAGCUGCAGACAGACAAAGGGAUUCUAGUCGUGAGUCAGAGAAUAGACCGAGAACAGAUUUGUGGUGAUAUCACACCGUGUAGCUUCAGCUUCGAAAUCAUACUGGAAACGCCAAUGGAGCUACAUCGUGUUACUGUGGAAAUUUUGGAUGUAAAUGAUCAUGCCCCUAUUUUUCCGAAUAAUCACAUCAAAUUUGAAAUCAGUGAAUCCGCCACUCUAGGAUCUCGUUUUGUAUUGGAGAGUGCUGAGGAUCAUGAUGUAGGUGUUAACGGUCUACAGAAUUAUGUUUUAACCCCGAAUGACAAUUUUAUUCUGAAACAGCAUGCGAAUACUGAUGGUAGAAGGUUUGCCGAAAUGAUUUUACAGAAACCGUUAGAUAGAGAAGAGCAUCCUCGUCUCUCUUUAAAGCUAAUCGCUGUAGACGGUGGAAAUCCGCAGAGAUCUGGCACAGUAAAUAUAGACAUCACUGUCCUAGAUGUCAAUGACAAUGCGCCUAUGUUUAACCAGUCAGUGUACAGGGCUACUGUAAUGGAAAACGCAAAGAAAGGGACCUAUAUCACAACCUUAAAUGCCAGCGAUGCAGACAGUGGUUCGAAUGGGUUAGUUACUUAUUCGUUUUCUAAUUUAAAGGGGAACUUAGCAGAUAUAUUUCAAAUUGACAGGACAACUGGCAAAAUAUCUGUAGCUGGACAAAUAGAUUUUGAAAAAGACAAGAAAUAUGAAAUUAGAGUUGAGGCUAAAGACCAAGGAGGGUUAACAGACCUCGGUAAAGUUGUCAUAGAAAUAGUUGACAUAAAUGACAACGCACCUGUUAUAAACGUCAUGUCUUUCUCCAGCCCUGUGUCUGAAGAUUCUCCUCUGGGAACAACUAUUGCGAUAAUCAAUGUUAAAGACGUCGAUUCUGAGAGGAAUGGUCAGGUUACAUGCUCUAUAGAUACGAACCUCCCAUUUAAGAUCAAAUUAUCUAUGACAAAUUAUUACAAUUUGAUCACUGAUUUAACUUUUGAUCGAGAAACGACACCAGAAUACAACAUAACCAUAACAGCGACAGAUUCUGGUUCGCCUCCACUCUCUAGCACCAGGACAUUACACCUUAGAAUCUCUGACGUAAAUGACAACGCCCCAUUGUUUCACCAGCGCGUAUACUCUGCUUACGUCACAGAGAAUAACUCUCCUGGAAUGUCCAUAUUUACUGUCAGCGCGCGGGACUCUGACUGGAAUCAGAACGCUAGAAUCUCGUACCUCUUGGAGGACACGCAGGUCAGUGGAACUCCAGUUUCUACUCAUAUAUCUAUUAACUCUGAAACUGGAGUUUUACAUGCGGUUCGUUCCUUUGAUUAUGAACAAAUCAAACAGUUUACAGUCGUGGUUAAGGCGCAAGACGGAGGAUCUCCUCCACUCAGUAGCAAUGUGACUGUCACCAUCUUCAUCCAGGACCAGAACGACAACGCGCCUCAGGUUCUGUACCCAGUCCAGACUAGCAGCUCUCUGGUGGCUGAAAUGGUGCCUCGUUCAGCAGACGUGGGCUAUCUUGUCACUAAAGUUGUGGCUGUUGAUGUGGACUCUGGACAGAAUGCCUGGCUCUCGUAUAAACUGCAUAAAGCGACAGACAGGGCGCUGUUUGAAGUGGGCUUACAGAAUGGAGAAAUAAGAACUAUACGCCAAGUAACUGAUAAAGAUGCGGUGAAACAAAGGCUCACUGUUGUAGUGGGGGACAACGGACAGCCCUCUCGUUCAGCUACAGUCAAUGUUAACGUGGCGGUGGCGGACAGCUUCCCUGAAGUGCUCUCGGAGUUCACUGACUUUACGCACGACAAGGAGUACAAUGACAACCUGACUUUUUACUUAGUCUUGGCUUUGGCUGUAGUCUCAUUUCUGUUCAUCACAUGUUUAGUGGUUAUUAUAUCAGUGAAAAUAUACAGAUGGAGACAGUCUCGCGUCCUCUAUCAUUCCAAUCUCCCGGUUAUUCCGUAUUAUCCACCGCGCUACGCUGACACUUUGGGGACAGAAACUCUACAGCACGUGUACAAUUACGAGGUGUGCAGGACGACUGACUCCCGAAAGAGUGACUGUAAGUUCGUCAGACCCUGUAGUCAGAACGUUCUGAUAAUGGACCACAGUUCUACUGGGACGAUGCAGCGGAUGCAGAGUGAACAGAACAUCCUGGAUGAACCAGACUCCCCACUAGAGGUGAGUUUAGCUGAUGUUGAAUAAUAUACCACAUCUUGA
Molecule: messenger RNA, 3363 nt
Organism: Salvelinus fontinalis (brook trout)
Lineage: Eukaryota; Metazoa; Chordata; Actinopteri; Salmoniformes; Salmonidae
Product: protocadherin gamma-A11-like
Exons: 1
Coding region: 841-3348 (835 amino acids)
Biological process (GO): homophilic cell-cell adhesion
Cellular component (GO): plasma membrane
Molecular function (GO): calcium ion binding
Source: RefSeq, a predicted model, not a curated record